AUGUCCGACAAUAUGGUAGCCCCCGCGCCUACUUCAAGCGCUUUUCUCAACGAUCAGAAGGUCCCCGGUGGUCUCGAGCACUUCCACAACCUCGGUCCUAUCCAACGCCAAAACCUAGUAAAGAGCAAUAAAAUCCAAUUUGAGGACCACCUCGGCAGCGUCAUAGAGUCCGGAAACAACCUCACUGAGUUGCCAAUCGCCCUCUUCGAGGCUGUAUCAGAGAAGCACGAACUGGUUAUUGAUGGCAAGAUUGUAGUCCAGGAGGGCAUUCAAUCGAAGCUUACUCGCACUACCGACCGCGCCAAAGAUCCAUCAGUUCCAGAGGACCUGCAUUUCUGCUGUGCCGCAGACGCAUUAGGUAUUGGCUCCUUCACCCAAUGCAUCUUCAACCACUUCUUCCAGCGCAUCAACACCAAAGUCCCUCCAACACCCGUCAUCAACAUCACCACCGCCUACAACUAUUGGGUCUCUCGCGCUCUCCAUGCAUAUACGACCAGAUAUUUGCACAAUCUAGGGGCCGCUGAGGGCAGGACACGGGUCUUGCGCGAAACGAUGCUCGCCAUUUGCGCCGGAAGCAGCUCCGAAGAUGUUCAGGGAGCCCUCAAGCGCGUUCAAGAUGUCGACAAGGAAACUGCGUUGAACGCUCCUAUCUCCAUCGCUGUUCGAUCCGGUCGUGUAGCCGCUGUACAAGGAUGCAUCCAGGCAGGCGCCAGCGUCGACCUCGCUGUGCGUUCCAACAUUCCAUCACCUCGGAAUGACAACACCACACUCCUUGACGUGGCCAUGAAUUGGAACGAUGACCGCGUUGCAGACAUUCUUAUCAAGGCCAGCGCAACAAUUUCACACAUAUCGCAGUGGCCAACAACUAGGCGUGUGUACGACGUGUUGCACAAGGCUGCCUCGCAACGCACUAGCGUCAAGCUGCCUGGCCUGAGGAACUUCAAACAUAUGAGCCUGGCAGAUCGCAAGGACACACAGUAUUAG
Messenger RNA from Alternaria arbusti, 984 nucleotides. RefSeq lists its product as uncharacterized. Bases 1 to 984 code for a protein of 327 amino acids. Lineage: Eukaryota; Fungi; Ascomycota; Dothideomycetes; Pleosporales; Pleosporaceae. The record is from RefSeq and is a predicted model, not a curated record. The transcript is spliced from 2 exons.